Messenger RNA from Nicotiana tabacum (common tobacco), 612 nucleotides. The record is from RefSeq and is a predicted model, not a curated record. NCBI's taxonomy places the organism in Eukaryota, Viridiplantae, Streptophyta, Magnoliopsida, Solanales, Solanaceae.
AUGGUACUCAAAGCUGAAAGCAGUGAAUCAAGUGAUGAAGAUAGUGACAUGGCAUAUCUUACUAAGAGAUUUCAAACUAUGGUUCAAAGACAUGGUGGUAUACCAAAGUGGGGCAGUUCAAGUAAAGCAAGGAACAACGAUCUUUGUCACAGAUGUGGAAAGCCAGGGCAUUUCAUCAAAGACUGCCCACUCGCGAAACAGAAGCAAUACAAACAAAAUCCUAACAAAGCAGCAAAAAGGAGCCUGGCUUUUGCUGCUUGGGGAGACUCCUCUAGUAAAUUUGAAAAGGAACCAUAUGCAGAAAAUAGUUUCAUGAUGGAAGUGGAAACUGAAGCAACGAAGUAUGAUUCACUGUUCGCGCUGAUGGCCCAGUCUGAUGAUGAUAGAGAAGAUGAAGACGAUGAGGGAACAGUGAGAGGAAGCGGACUGAAAUGGACUAUGGACUGUGGAUGCUCAAAGCACGUGACUAAAAACAUCGUGAAUUUCUUCUCACUGAAAGCCUUGCAGGAAGGGAAUGUAUCCUUAAAAAGAAAGGAGAGGUACCAAUCUGAUAACUGGCCGAGUGGUCUCAGUGGACAAAGGAAACAAGAACAUCCACUCGGUCGACUAUGA